Messenger RNA from Hemibagrus wyckioides, 3924 nucleotides. RefSeq names its product excision repair cross-complementation group 5 (gene ercc5). Gene Ontology annotation, molecular function: single-stranded DNA binding; DNA endonuclease activity. Gene Ontology annotation, cellular component: nucleus. Gene Ontology annotation, biological process: nucleotide-excision repair. Lineage: Eukaryota; Metazoa; Chordata; Actinopteri; Siluriformes; Bagridae. The transcript has 15 exons. The record is from RefSeq and is a predicted model, not a curated record. The coding region runs from base 299 to 3619 and encodes 1106 amino acids.
AUAAAAGCCGGUCUCGUAGGAACUAUUUUGCACAGGACGUGUUUCCUGAGGGACCCCUCUAAAGUAGACGCUACUUGUGUUACGUAAACAAAGAAACCUUACGGUGUUUAAAUUAAGUAGUAAAUGAGUGUUUUGUAGUCUAGGGAAAACUGUACUUUAAGCAUACAUUUUUUAUUUAUGUAUUUAUAUGAAUUAAAGGUCUACAGGGGUGAAAAAUAAACAAAGAACAAAAGUUGUAAUGUGUAUUAUGUGCCGUAGACUGAUGUUGUGUUUGAGUCAGACCUGAGAACAGGCUGCAAUGGGAGUUCAUGGCCUGUGGAAAUUACUGGAGAGCACUGGGAAGCCCAUCAACCCUGAAACCCUCGAGGGGAAGAUCCUAGCAGUCGAUAUCAGCAUCUGGCUAAACCAAGCAGUAAAGGGCGUGCGGGAUCGUGAAGGCAACAACGUCCAAAAUGCUCACCUUCUGACAUUGUUUCACCGUCUCUGCAAGUUGCUUUUCUUCCGCAUCAGGCCAGUCUUUGUUUACGAUGGAGAUGCACCUCUGCUUAAGAAACAGACCCUGGCUAUCAGGAGACAGAGGAAAGAGGAGAUGGCUCUGGAGUCCAGGCAAACUCAUGAGAAACUCUUGAGAACGUUUUUGAAGAGGCAGGCCAUCAAAACUGCGCUAGGGGACCGCAGUAAAGAGACAAUUCCUAGUAUUUCUUCUGUACGAAGAGAUGAAGAGGACGAACUGUAUGUUUUACCAGCACUGCCUCCUGUAGAGGAAAAAGAACGAAGCAGUUCUGAUGAAGAACCAGAAGGAGAUGAAGCACAGACACAAGAAUGCUAUCUCACAUUUCAGGAUGAGACUUAUGAAAAUCCCAAUUCCAUCGACAUCAACUCAGAGGAUUUCCACAUCUUGUCGCCAGAGAUCAAGCACGAGAUUCUCAAAGACAUGAAGGAGUUCAGCAAGAGAAGACGCACGCUUUAUCACAAACCUCCUGAGAGGUCAGGGGACUUCUCUCAGUAUCAGCUGGCUGGGCUACUGCAGAGGAAUAACCUGAACCAACGUCUAGAGGGUGUGGAGAAAGAAAUGAGCCAGCGCAGAUGUGGAGCUGUGGAAGAGGAGUACAGCCAGGGUGGAGAGCAAAACGUCGAGUCACGCCGACUCAUAUCGGAGGAUUCUUCACACUAUAUACUCAUCAAAGGGUCACAAAAGUGUACACAGACAUCUGAGAGUCAUCCAGCCCCAGAUCCCUGGUCUUCUGGCCCUUGGUCAAGGAAAGGGAGACCCAAAGGAAGGCCAGAGCCACUUUGGCGCCCAGUAUCAGAUGGAAUUCCUGAGGAAAAGGAGCCUUCUUCUUCUUCAUCAUCAUCAACUACUCCAAAACCAAUCAUUUGUAGCGAGGAACAGCCUUCAGAUGGAGCGCCUCCCUCUCCACGAACACUCCAGGCCAUUCAGGCAGCCAUGAUGGACAGCAGCUCGGAUGAAGAAGAAAUGGUCUCGAAGAAAACUCUCCAAGAUGGAAGUGGAACCGCAGGUUCUCAAGAAGGAACCGGUGGUGCAUCACCUCGCACUUUGCAGGCUAUUCAAAGGGCCCUGAUGGAGGACAGUAAUGUAUCUGAACAGAUUCAAACUCCGAAGCAGAAGUAUGUCAUUGUCAGUAGCUCAGAUGAUGAUGAUGAUGAUGAAGCAGAAAGCACAAUGAUGAACAGGAGCACCAUGUGUGAGGCUCGGGAAGGAGGUGGAGUUUCUCCGCAGACUUUACUAGCCAUUCAGAGAGCUUUAGGAGAAAAGGAGUCAUUUCCUGGGAUUAAGCAGGUGGAGCAUGGGGGUCUCUUGAGCAGCUCUGAAGGGGAGGAAAUGAAAGAGGUCUUUGGAGUGAGGAGCAAAGAGUUUAAAGCUGCUGCACUUACUCAGGAACAAGAGUGUGAAAAAGAUGCCCUGAAGACAGGUGUCUCUCCCUCAGAUCUACACUUGGAUAAGGACACUUUACCCCAAGAUCGUGAACCAAGUUCAGAAACCAGUUUCCGGGAGAAAGAAAGUUUAAGCAUUAAAUUAUCUGAGAAACAGGAGAGAAAUGGGCAAGUCAUUGUAAAGAGUGAAGAGGAGGACAGCAGCUCUGAAGAAGGUUUCAUUGAGGUUUCAGAUGGGGAAGAGAUGUCUGAAUUGGAUAAUUCCGUAACCAAAUCAGAAGAACAAUUCCCAGAAGUGAGUGAUAAAGAGGAGGUGGUGGGGAUCGAUAAAGAGGAGAGCCAAGAGAAAGAGUCGAGUGAUGGAUCUUUAUCAUUAAACAGCAGUAAUCUGAAAGAGCAAGAAGCUGAAAGCUCCCCAGCUGAGGCAGCUGUUCCUGCACCCAGUGAAUGGGAAAAUAUCGACGUGGAGGAGCUGGUGGAGUUGGAGAGAAGUCUGCAGGCAGAGCAGAGCAGCCUGCGGGGGCAGCAACAGCAACAACAGCGCAGCGCUGCUACAGUUACAGGACAGAUGUGCCAGGAGAGCCAGGAGCUGUUGCGGUUGUUCGGUGUGCCUUUCAUUGUAGCCCCGAUGGAAGCCGAAGCUCAGUGUGCAGCUCUGGAUCGGACGGACCAGACUCAUGGCACCAUUACUGACGACAGUGACAUCUGGCUGUUCGGAGGACGACACGUCUACAAAAACCUCUUCAACAACAACAAAUAUGUGGAACACUACCAGUUUCUGGAUAUUCAAAACCAGCUCGGACUGGACAGGACUAAACUGAUCAAUCUGGCCUAUCUACUGGGUAGCGAUUACACUGAAGGGAUCCAAGGAGUCGGAUACGUCACGGGCAUGGAAAUACUAAACGAGUUCCCUGGGCCUGGAUUAGAACCUCUUACUCAGUUCAGUACUUGGUGGAACGAAGCUCAAACCAAAAAGAAGCUGGCUGCUGAUCCUAAGGACACGAAAGUGAAGAAAAAGCUGAGAGGCUUGACUCUUCAUCCAGGAUUCCCCAACCCUGCUGUCGCCAAGGCCUACCUCCAGCCCACUGUGGACCAGUCAGAGGGCUUGUUUUGCUGGGGCCGCCCACAGCUGGAUCUCCUUAAAGAGUUUUGUUACAGUCGAUUUGGUUGGAACAGCAGGAAGACCGAGGAAACUCUUCAGCCAGUCUUAAAACAGCUCAGCACUCAGCAGACUCAGCUGCGUAUCGAUUCCUUCUUCCGUCUGGAGCAGCAGGAGAGGCAGGCCAUCCGCAGCCAGCGCUUACGUCGAGCCGUCACCUGCCUCAAGAGGAAGGAGCGUGAUGGAGCAGACAAUGAAGCAGAGAGCAGCGAAGAUGAAAAGGUCUCACCAGUCAAGAAAGGGAAGAAUGCCAAAGAGAAAGAGACUGAUGUUACACCUGCAGGGCUGUUUGGAGGAGGUUUUAUUGGGUUGGACAUGAGUAUGAGUUCUAACAGCCCAGAAGAGAAGGUGAUUGUGGGUGAAAUUGAGAAACAGCCUGAAACAGUAAAGAGUGACCUGCCGAAAGCUGAAUCCAGCAGCAGCAGCAGCAGUUCAGAAGAUGAACUGGAGCAUAAGAAUAAAGCCACUAUGGUUACUGCUCGGUCUGUAUUUGAGGGAAUAACAAGAGCAAGGGGAAGAAGAGGAGGACGAGGAGGAAGAGGAAAAGCCAAGAAAAAGUUAUAAUGAAAAACUGCUCAAAUAUUUAUGCAUUUAUGCACGUAAGGCAAAAUGUGGCAUACAAUGUGAAUGAAAUAACAUAAAAUAUUACCUCGAUUUUCUGCCAUAAUUUAAUGUUUCCACAAUUUCAAUUCAAUCAUGUAUAUUUUUGUAUUUUUUAAAAUAAAAAAAUCAGUUGAGAAAUUUCCUCAAGCCAGCGCUGCAUGAAAACUGAAUGUCUAAAUGUUUUUUGUUCAGUAAAUUACCUCUGGCUUCUUAAUGUGUCUAAUUUAUUCCAUAGGUUUGUAACCCUGGUCCUGGACAUUUUAAGC